Molecule: messenger RNA, 228 nt
Organism: Adineta ricciae
Lineage: Eukaryota; Metazoa; Rotifera; Eurotatoria; Adinetida; Adinetidae
Source: the annotation of a GenBank genome assembly
AUGUCGAAAAUCUUCCUCACUGAUCCACAAACAGGCAAGACUUAUCCGGGUGAUGAACACACUGUAACUAAUUUACUUCGAGAAAAUGCAGCGUUGAUUCGAACAAUCAAAGAAUUACAAAAUGAUGGAAACGACGACCAUCUGUUUGAUUAUAUGAAACAAUUACAUCGAAACAUUGUUUGGCUUAGCUCAACAACGGAUGAAUCAUCAACAAGAACUACUCAAUAA